AUGAGUGGAGCGUGGACGCCGCAAGCGCGGACAACGAUGCCGUCGGCCUUGCGUGGCGCGUGGCUGACACCAACAACUUCUACAAGUACUCACACACCAACGAUGGUGGUGGGUGCCGCACGGUCUAUCUUAUGGAUCAGAGAUGGCGUGCGUACGGAAUUGUGGCGAGCUUCGUCGUAUGCGCCCUACUCGCAGUCCUACAGCACUCCGUACAAUUUCAGAGUGAGGGCAGUGGGAUGCAAUUUCGUGGGUUACUACAACGGUGCCCAGGACUUCGACAUUACCGAUUCCGAUUGCGUGGCGACUGGGGGUGUUGGCCUAUACGCUUGGGGUAACAGUGCUAGCCAGUGGAACAACAUGCAUCUGACUGCGUUGGCCUCAACUCCUGCCCCCGCGACUGGCGCGUCGAGCGGUGGGGGGGCUGCAAGCGCAACUGGCGACCCCCACCUGCAAAAUGUUCAUGGCCAGCGGUUCGACUUGAUGAAGCCAGGCAAGCAUGUUCUGAUCAACAUCCCUAAAGGAGAGAGCGCUGCGGACGCGAUGCUUCGAGUGGUGGCCGAGGCGCGUCGCUUGGGUGGAUGUUCGGAUAUGUAUUUCCAGGAGCUGAAUGUCACGGGGUCUUGGGCAGAGAAACAACAAGCUGGAGGGUACCAUUACAGUGUAUCGCAGCCUGCUGCCGAGCAUCCAGAAUGGGUUGCCUUUUAUACGGUUGAACUGAAGGUCGUUCAUGGACGUACCCAGAGCGGCUUCGAGUACUUAAACCUGUACGUCAAGCAUUUGGGGCGAGCCGGAUUCGCUGUGGGAGGUCUACUUGGCGAUGACGACCACACAGACGCAAGCACUGUUCCAGUUGCUUGCCGUAAACACGCUGUGGCGCUUGUGGCUGGGAGUGAUGACGACGAUCAGCCCAUGAUUUCAUCCGCAGAGGCAAGCAACCUCUGA
Messenger RNA from Prorocentrum cordatum, 942 nucleotides. The record is from the annotation of a GenBank genome assembly. Lineage: Eukaryota; Dinophyceae; Prorocentrales; Prorocentraceae.